Messenger RNA from Rangifer tarandus platyrhynchus (Svalbard reindeer), 3300 nucleotides. NCBI's taxonomy places the organism in Eukaryota, Metazoa, Chordata, Mammalia, Artiodactyla, Cervidae. The record is from the annotation of a GenBank genome assembly.
AUGUCACUGAACAACUCCUCCAAUGUAUUUCUGGAUUCCACGCCUAGUAAUACCAAUCGCUUUCAAGUUAAUGUCAUAAAUGAGAGCCACGAGAGCAGUGCUGCUGUGAAUGACAACGCUGACCCUCCACAUUAUGAGGAAACCUCUUUUGGGGAUGAAGGCCAGAACAGAUUUAGAAUCAGCUUUAGGCCUGGGAAUCAGGAGUGCUACGACAAUUUCCUCCAAACUGGAGAAACAGCUAAAACAGAUGCCAGUUUUCAUGCUUACGAUUCUCACACAAACACAUACUACCUACAAACCUUUGGCCACAACACUGUGGAUGCUGUGCCCAAGAUUGAGUACUAUCGCAACACCGGCAGUGUUAGCGGGCCCAAGGUCAACCGACCCAGCCUGCUGGAGAUUCACGAGCAACUUGCAAAGAAUGUAUCAGUGGCCCCAGGUUCAGCUGAUGUGGUUGCUAACGGUGAAGGGACACCUGGAGAUGAACAAGCUGAAAACAAGGGAGAAGAUCAAGCUGGUGCUGUGAAGUUUGGAUGGGUGAAAGGUGUGCUGGUACGAUGUAUGCUGAAUAUCUGGGGUGUCAUGCUCUUCAUUCGCCUCUCCUGGAUUGUUGGAGAAGCUGGAAUCGGUCUUGGAGUCAUCAUCAUCGGCCUGAGUGUGGUAGUGACAACACUUACAGGUAUUUCUAUGUCCGCUAUUUGCACAAAUGGAGUGGUAAGAGGAGGUGGGGCCUACUAUCUUAUUUCCAGAAGCUUAGGGCCUGAGUUCGGUGGAUCUAUAGGCUUGAUCUUUGCUUUUGCCAAUGCAGUAGCUGUUGCUAUGUAUGUGGUGGGAUUUGCUGAGACUGUGGUAGAUCUUCUUAAGGAGAGUGAUUCAAUGAUGGUGGAUCCAACCAAUGACAUCCGGAUCAUAGGCUCCAUCACAGUGGUGAUUCUUUUAGGCAUUUCAGUAGCUGGAAUGGAAUGGGAAGCAAAGGCUCAAGUGAUUCUUCUGAUCAUUCUUCUCAUUGCUAUUGCAAACUUCUUCAUUGGAACUGUCAUUCCAUCCAACAAUGAGAAGAGGGCCAGAGGUUUCUUUAAUUAUCAAGCAUCAAUAUUUGCAGAAAAUUUUGGGCCAAGCUUCACAAAAGGAGAAGGCUUCUUCUCUGUCUUUGCCAUUUUUUUCCCAGCAGCAACUGGGAUCCUUGCUGGUGCCAAUAUCUCAGGAGAUUUGGAGGAUCCCCAAGAUGCCAUCCCCAAAGGAACCAUGCUGGCCAUCUUCAUCACCACUGUCGCCUACAUAGGAGUCGCCAUUUGCGUGGGGGCUUGUGUGGUCCGAGAUGCCACUGGGAGUGUGAAUGACACCAUCGUUUCUGGGAUGAACUGCAACGGUUCAGCAGCCUGUGGGUUAGGCUAUGACUUCUCAAGAUGUCAACAUGAACCGUGUCAGUAUGGGCUGAUGAACAACUUCCAGGUCAUGAGCAUGGUGUCAGGGUUUGGCCCCCUCAUCACUGCUGGGAUCUUUUCUGCAACGCUCUCCUCGGCCCUGGCCUCCCUCGUCAGCGCGCCCAAAGUGUUCCAGGCUCUGUGCAAGGACAAUAUCUACAAAGCUCUGAAGUUCUUUGCAAAGGGGUAUGGGAAGAACAAUGAGCCCCUGCGAGGAUACUUUCUCACUUUUGUUAUAGCCAUGGCGUUCAUUCUUAUUGCGGAACUCAACACCAUCGCUCCCAUCAUCUCCAACUUUUUCCUGGCCUCAUAUGCACUUAUUAAUUUCUCCUGCUUUCAUGCCUCUUAUGCCAAAUCUCCAGGAUGGAGACCUGCAUAUGGUAUUUACAACAUGUGGGUGUCUCUCUUCGGAGCUGUUUUGUGCUGUGCGGUCAUGUUUGUCAUCAACUGGUGGGCAGCUGUCAUCACCUAUGUCAUUGAGUUCUUCCUCUAUAUCUAUGUGACUUACAAGAAGCCAGAUGUGAACUGGGGCUCCUCCACGCAGGCUCUUUCCUACGUGAGCGCUUUAGACAACGCUCUAGAACUAACUACAGUGGAAGAUCAUGUGAAAAACUUCAGGCCUCAGUGCAUUGUCUUAACAGGGGGACCCAUGACAAGACCUGCUCUCUUGGAUAUAACUCACGCCUUUACCAAGAACAGUGGCCUUUGUAUCUGCUGUGAAGUCUUUGUGGGACCGCGCAAGCUGUGUGUUAAAGAGAUGAACAGUGGCAUGGCAAAAAAGCAGGCCUGGCUUAUAAAGAACAAAAUCAAGGCAUUUUAUGCAGCAGUGGCAGCAGAUUGUUUCAGGGAUGGUGUCCGAAGUCUCCUUCAGGCCUCGGGCUUAGGACGAAUGAAACCAAACACUCUGGUGAUUGGAUACAAAAAAAACUGGAGGAAGGCUCCCCUGACAGAGAUCGAAAACUAUGUGGGAAUCAUACAUGAUGCGUUUGAUUUUGAGAUUGGUGUUGUCAUAGUCAGAAUCAGCCAAGGGUUUGACAUCUCCCAGGUUCUUCAGGUGCAAGAUGAAUUAGAGAAAUUAGAACAGGAGCGGCUGGCUUUGGAAGCCACCAUCAAAGAUAAUGAAAGUGAAGAAGGAAAUGGAGGCAUCCGAGGCUUGUUUAAAAAAGCUGGCAAGCUGAACAUUACUAAGCCAACUCCUAAGAAAGAUAGCGGCAUUAACACAAUCCAGUCAAUGCACGUUGGGGAGUUCAACCAGAAACUGGUGGAAGCCAGCACCCAAUUUAAAAAGAAGCAGGGAAAAGGCACAAUUGAUGUUUGGUGGUUGUUUGAUGAUGGAGGGUUAACACUCCUUAUUCCCUAUAUCUUGACUCUCAGAAAAAAAUGGAAAGACUGUAAAUUAAGAAUCUAUGUUGGAGGGAAGAUCAAUCGCAUUGAAGAAGAAAAAAUUGCAAUGGCUUCCCUUCUGAGCAAAUUUAGGAUAAAAUUUGCAGACAUCCAUGUCAUUGGUGACAUCAACGUUAAGCCAAACAAAGAAAGCUGGAAAGUCUUUGAAGAAAUGAUUGAACCAUAUCGUCUCCAUGAAAGCUGCAAAGAUUUAACAACUGCUGAGAAAUUAAAGAGAGAAACUCCGUGGAAAAUUACAGAUGCAGAACUGGAAGCAGUCAAGGAAAAGAGUUACCGCCAAGUUCGACUGAACGAACUCUUACAGGAGCACUCAAGAGCUGCUAAUCUCAUAGUCCUGAGCCUUCCAGUGGCAAGAAAAGGAUCUAUAUCAGAUUGGUUGUACAUGGCUUGGUUGGAAAUCCUCACGAAGAACCUCCCUCCUGUCUUACUAGUUAGAGGAAAUCACAAAAAUGUCCUGACAUUUUACUCUUAA